AUGGAGACGCUAAGGCCAUGGAUCUCAUUGUUGAGUUGGCUAGUGAUUGUGGACAUUAUGUGGAGCUCACCUGUUCCUCCAGAGUCCAAGUUGAGCUCAGUGGACCUCCAGCAUGCAGAGGAAUAUUUGAAGCGGUUCCAUCACUUAAAUGGAAGCAUUCGCAGCAAAAGGCAUUUGGCAGCCUUGGAGGAGAAAGUGAAGGAAAUGCAGAGGUUUUUUGGACUGGCAGACAGUGGUCAUUUGGACCCUCAGACCCUUGCCAUUAUGAAAAAGGCCAGAUGUGGAGUACCUGAUGUUGAGAAUUUCAGCUUCUACCCAGGACGACCCAAAUGGAAGAAUCACACCGUCACCUACCGGAUUGCAAAGUACACCACAGACCUGACGAGGAAGGAGGUGGAGACCUCUUUUCGUUUGGCAUUUAAGUUAUGGAGUGAUGUAGUUCCUCUGAAGUUCGUCAGAGUAAGCCAUAACCAGGCUGACAUCAUCAUCACUUUCACCAGAAAGGCUCAUGGAGACUUCUUCCCCUUUGACGGCCCAAGGGGAGUGCUGGCUCAUGCCUUUGAGCCUGGAGGGGGUGUAGGAGGGGACAUGCACUUUGAUGAUGAUGAGCUUUGGACGGUGGGCCGCAGGCAAUCAGUAGGCUAUGAUCUGUUCACGGUGGCUGCCCAUGAGCUUGGACAUUCCCUGGGCCUUUCACACUCCAAAGACCCAUCUGCUCUUAUGUUCCCCAAAUACAAAUACCUCAAUUCAGCAAAGUACAAACUCCCAGAGGAUGAUACUCUAGGGAUCCAGUCACUGUAUGGGAAGAGCACUAAACAUGUAGAGAGGCUGAUCUCCAAAACGUGUCAUCCCAAUUUUUCGGUCGACGCUGUGGCAGUGGUUGGAAAUCAGACACUUUUCUUUAAAAACAGUCACUUAUGGCUGAGGACAAUGAGGGGAUCAUACUGGAACAGGCUGAGAGAAGGUCCUAUAAGUAAAUUUCUCCCAAGCAUCAUCUCACCUGUGGAUGCAGCAUAUGAUCUUCCAGCCAAAGGAGUGACUUACAUGUUCACAGGUCCUAAAUACUGGGUGGUCCAGCAGUUAGGAAUCAAGAGUUACUAUGGCUCCAUCUAUGAAUACGGCUUCCCAGUGAGAGUGAGACAAAUCAACGCUGCUGUUCACAUCAGCAAAUAUGGCAAAACAUACUUCUUCACAAGAGACACGUAUUACAGAUAUGAUGAAUUCAGAAGAAGGAUGGAUCCUGGCUUUCCAAGAAAAAUCCACACAGACUGGCCAGGCGUUACAGGGAGAAUUGAUGCUGCUUUUGAACUGAAGGGUGCUGUUCACCUCUUCAGUGGAUCAAAGGCGUUUGUCUUUGAUUACAGGAAGGGUCGCGUCCUGUACGUGGUGAGAGCUAAUGUUUGGCUCGGGUGUUAACUCUAA
This is a messenger RNA of Pygocentrus nattereri (red-bellied piranha), 1422 nucleotides long. RefSeq names its product matrix metallopeptidase 20a (enamelysin) (gene mmp20a). Lineage: Eukaryota; Metazoa; Chordata; Actinopteri; Characiformes; Serrasalmidae. Gene Ontology annotation, molecular function: metalloendopeptidase activity; zinc ion binding. Gene Ontology annotation, cellular component: extracellular matrix. Gene Ontology annotation, biological process: proteolysis; extracellular matrix organization; collagen catabolic process. Bases 1 to 1416 code for a protein of 471 amino acids. The record is from RefSeq and is a predicted model, not a curated record. The transcript is spliced from 10 exons.